This is a messenger RNA of Musca domestica (house fly), 591 nucleotides long. RefSeq names its product probable insulin-like peptide 4. Lineage: Eukaryota; Metazoa; Arthropoda; Insecta; Diptera; Muscidae. Gene Ontology annotation, molecular function: hormone activity. The coding region runs from base 60 to 503 and encodes 147 amino acids. The transcript is spliced from 2 exons. The record is from RefSeq and is a predicted model, not a curated record. Gene Ontology annotation, cellular component: extracellular region.
AUAGAAUUGACACCAGGCAGCCUGCACUUCAUACGUCUGACAUAUUGAAGCCAGUGAUAAUGUCAUCAUCCCAGUGCUAUAACACGUCUCGUUCGGCAUUCAUUUUAUAUUUUGCAUUAUUGGUAUUCGUCGUCAAGUGUUCGGCCGGUGGACAAAGGAUAUGUGGAUCUGCUUUAACCGAUGUAUUGGCGUCGGUUUGUGUAAACGGUUUCAAUUAUCGCAUAAAAAGAUGUCUGGAAAUGGAAUAUGGACCCACCGAAACAUCACCGCCCGACGACAGCUGGUAUUAUCGUAUUAAGGAAAUUUUAAGUAAACUCGAACCGAAAUCGACCCAUCAAACAGAUGAUAAGGUCUUCAUUGAAAUAAGUUCCCAUACCCAAACUACUCACAAAGUGAUAAUACGCAAUCGUAGGCAAAGCGCUGUGGGACGUAGCCGUGGUGUUGCCGAUGAAUGCUGCACCAAUGGCUGUGUCUAUGCCGAUAUACUAAUGUAUUGUGCAUAAAAAUGUUUAUUUAUCUUGGAUAAUUUUGCAUUUCUUAGCAUUCAAUAGAAUAUUUUUCUUUUUCGCCAAAUAAAAGCAUUGAAUAGAA